AUGGAAUCGGUUAUUGGUAAUUUUAACGCUCUUAAAGUUAAGCUUCGGGAUUGGAGCAAAAAUGAGCUCAGUAGUAUCCACCGACGGAAGAAAAUUUUGAUUUUUAGAAUUAAAGGGAUUGAAGAUGCUAUUGCACAGCGCUACUCUACUUCUCUACGGGAUCUCGAACUUGCUUUGAAAGAGGAACUUAAGAAUGUCCUUGAUCAUGAAGAAAGUCUUUGGUACCAAAAGUCUAGGUGUAAUUGGUUUCUAAAUGGAGAUAGGAAUACGAAGUUUUACCAUGCAUAUGCCAAACGUAGACAGCGGGUGAAUUAUAUUUCUUCAUUACGCAUGGAUAAUAGGAAUGGCGCUCUGAUCAGAACUGGGUUAUUGUUGGACCUUCAAUUUAUCAGUUCGUGUGGAGUUGUUGCGCAGAAGGUACACUUUGUUGGUCCUCAUCCGAAGAUCUCUUCUCCUGAGAAUUUCACUCAGUUCAGACCGAUUAGCCUUUGUAAUGUCAUGUUCAAGACCAUUAUAAAGGAAGUGAUUCAUUCGAUGAAAAGUAAGAAAGGCCAGAAAGGGUGGAUGAUCAUUAAGUUCGACCUUGAGAAGGCAUAUGAUUGCCUUGAGUGGAACUUCAUCGAUGAUACUUUGAUGGAUGUGGGUUUCCGAAUAUUGUUGAAUGGGGGAAAACAUGAGCUUUUACACCUUCAAGGGGUAUUCGGCAAGGAGACCCUUUAUCUUUGCAUCUCUUUGUUCUCUGCACGGAGCGUUUGUCGCAGCAUUGAUGGAGCAGCUGGAGGUUAUUCGGCGGGUUUUAAGGAAUUUUGCUGUAGCUCGGGCCAUCGAAUUAGUACAAGAAAAAUGAGUAUUUAUUUUUCAAAUAAUGUAGCUGAGCAAGUGAUAGAGGACAUUAGUAGUGGAUUUCAGUAUACUCGUGUUGAGAAUCUUGGAAAGUAUCUGGGAGUCCCACUUUUGCAUAACCGGGUCACCAAAUCUACCUAUCAGUAUAUUGUUCAGAAGGUCCAGGAUAGGCUUUCCGGUUGGCAAGCGAGUGUUUGUAAGGAAAUUGAAAAACUGAUUCGUCGUUUUAUUUGGAGUGGCUCUGAUGAGAAGCAGAAAGUCCAUUUAGUAAGUUGGGAUGAGUUGUGUAAGCCGACUGAUAAUGGAGGGAUGGGUUUCAAAAAGUUACAAAUUCAAAAUGAAGCUUUUCUAAUGAAGAUCAGCUUUCGUCUUUUAUCGGAGAAGCGUCAUUUAUGGGCUCGAGUCCUAACGGGAUAUGGCGGAAAAUGGGGACUGGAUACGGGAGAUUCUCGACUCACUCUUCCCGAGUAUGGUACUUCAUCCUUUAGGGGACUGCCACGGAUGAAGCUUCACUUAGGGUUCGGUUCUAAUCAAGCUGAUAAUUCCUUAUUGCAUGUUAAACUUCGGUCAAACUGGUCUUCCAGGAACCAGAGUAUUGUAGCUGCUUUGCUUCAGGCGGAUCGCUGGGAUAUGGCUCCAUGUGUUAGGCAUAGUUAG
Messenger RNA from Hibiscus syriacus, 1500 nucleotides. RefSeq lists its product as uncharacterized. NCBI's taxonomy places the organism in Eukaryota, Viridiplantae, Streptophyta, Magnoliopsida, Malvales, Malvaceae. The transcript has 9 exons. The record is from RefSeq and is a predicted model, not a curated record. Bases 1 to 1500 code for a protein of 499 amino acids.